Uloborus diversus is the source of this 1474-nucleotide messenger RNA. Its product is annotated as erlin-2-B-like. The coding region runs from base 248 to 1267 and encodes 339 amino acids. NCBI's taxonomy places the organism in Eukaryota, Metazoa, Arthropoda, Arachnida, Araneae, Uloboridae. Gene Ontology annotation, molecular function: ubiquitin protein ligase binding; cholesterol binding. The transcript is spliced from 14 exons. The record is from RefSeq and is a predicted model, not a curated record. Gene Ontology annotation, biological process: SREBP signaling pathway. Gene Ontology annotation, cellular component: endoplasmic reticulum membrane; endoplasmic reticulum.
CUGCUAAUGUUCCGUUCCGGUUUUUUUGUUUGGUGGGUAUGGAGUGAAGCAUUUCGUUUAAAAUGAAGAGACACUUUUCUUUAUUUGAGAGAGUAAUAUUUUCGCUACCAUUAUGUGUUUAGAAUUUUGACAAUUUCUAGUCUUUACAGAAAUUAUAAAUUUUGAAAAUUAGGAAAAAAUUCUGAAGAAUUUGUCUGACGACUAUCGGCAAAAAUUAUUUGAACUGAGAAUUAACUAAUCUUUCAUCAUGGCUACUCCAUCGGCUGUUAUAGCUGCUGCUGCUGCAUUUAUAUUAUUUAUUGUUUGCAACUUUUCUCUUCACAAAAUAGAAGAAGGUCAUGUAGGGAUAUAUUACAGAGGUGGUGCUCUUUUGAAAGAUACAAGUUCACCAGGUUUUCAUAUGAUGGUUCCUUUUAUUACGACAUACCGCUCAAUUCAGGUUACUUUACAGACAGAUGAAGUAAAAAAUGUACCUUGUGGAACCAGUGGUGGUGUAAUGAUCUAUUUUGAUCGUAUUGAAGUUGUUAAUAUUUUAAAUUCAAAUAGUGUUUAUGAUAUAGUGAGGAAUUUUACUGCUGACUAUGAUAAAGCCUUAAUAUUCAACAAAGUACACCAUGAAUUGAAUCAGUUUUGUAGCGUUCAUAAUCUACAUGAAGUGUAUAUUGAUUUAUUUGAUCAAAUAGAUGAAAAUUUAAAGACUGCUCUUCAAAAGGAUUUAAAUAACAUGGCACCUGGUUUAUUUAUACAAGCAGUUAGAGUUACAAAGCCCAAAAUUCCUGAAACAAUAAGGAAAAACUAUGAACUAAUGGAAAGUGAGAAGACAAAAUUGCUAAUAGCUGUUCAGAGGCAAAAAGUUGUGGAAAAAGAUGCAGAAACAGAUAGAAAAAAAGCUGUUAUUGAUGCUCAAAAAAAUGCUGAAGUUGCAAAGAUCCAAUACGAACAAAAAAUAAUGGAAAAAGAAUCUUUGAAAAAGAUGUCUCUGCUUGAAGAUGACAUGGCAUUUUCAAGACAGAAGACAAGAGCAGAUUCUGAAUCUUACACCAAAAAGCAACUUGCUGAUGGCAAUAAAGUGCUUCUCACCCCAGAGUAUUUGGAGCUGAAAAGGUUGGAAGCUAUAUCCCAAAAUAGUAAAAUUUAUUUUGGUACAGAAUUGCCAAAAAUGUUUAUGGAUUCUAGUCAUUGUGCAUCAGAGCAAAAGAAAAUGGUUCAUGCUGCAGACAUUGACACUGAAGACAUGCACGGAAGAAUCUCUGGAAAUGACCUAUGAGAAAAGCUGGUUGUGUUUGAAACAUUGUUAAUGUUAUAAUACGUUAAUGACAUCUGCAAAAAGGAUUGUAAAAGGGUGUGAGGUUUUUGUUUUGUAAAUUGCUUGGGUUUGUUAAUUCCUGUGGUUAAUUUUUGAAGUCCUUGUAAUGCUCCAAAUUUUGUCUGAGAUUUUAUAAUUUUAUAUAAAAAUAAAGUGUAAAUUCUUUUC